AUGCGCAAUACUUUCUGGACUGGUGCCAAGCCAGCCAAGUCCUCUUGGAAAAUGAGUGAAUUGCUUCUGCUGUGCAUUAUCCAGCUUCCAGUUCUCAGGGUUUACAGUAUAGAAAAAUCCAAGCAUGGCUUUUAUAUCCUCCACCUCUAUGAAGAGUUGGGUCCCUGGACUUCUGUCAAUUAUAUAAGGGUCCAAAGAAUUGAAUUUUAUAAACCUCCUGUAAAGGUCCUGGAGGAGCCAACGAGGAGAUGUGCUCUGCUGGACCUUGUACUAUCAAAGAAAGAAGGACUGGUUCAGGAUGUGAAGGUUCGGGGCAGCCUUGGCUACAGUGAUCACAAGAUGGCGGAGUUCAGGAUCCUGCCUGAAAGGAGCAGAGCAAUAAGUAGGAUUACAACUCUGGACUUCAGGAGAGCUAACUUUGGUCUUUUCAAUGACCUUCUUGGAGGGAUCCAGAAAUUUUGGGGAAAAGCGCAUCACACAAACUCACUGCUUCUGCUUUCUUUUGUCUUUCCCCUUCUCCCUCUUCCAGACCAGGAUGAGAGAGCGGCAGAGCUCAGUAGGGAGCAGAACGAGAAGACCAUUCGCAGCACGCAGACUGCUCUCCGCAAUUUCCGAGAGUUUCUUAUCUCCAAGUACCCCUCUGAGACCCGGGAGAUCUAUGUCAUCCCCUGCAAAGAGCUUGAUGCCUACCUUGCUUCCUUCUUUGUGGAUGCCAGACAAAAGGAUGGGUCUGAAUACGAGCCAAACAGUCUGGCCAACUAUCAGUGUGGGCUGGAGCGGUAUCUCAAAGAGCACAGGUAUGGAUACAGUAUUACAAGGGAUAAGGAGUUCAAGAGGUCCCAGGAAGCCCUAAAGCAAAAGCAAAUAGAGCUGAGAUGUAAAGGAAAAGGAAACAAGCCCCACAAAUCCAUGAAGCUCACCUUUGCUGAUGAGCUUAUUCUACGCAAAAGAGGCUUGUUGAGCCGGUACAAUCCUGAAGGGCUUCUGAACCUUGUCUGGCUAAACAACACUAAGGCAUUUGGACACUGCACAGGUUUCCAUGGGUCCACUCUCAAGUGGGGAGACAUCCGGCUGCGCGUGACAGAGACGGGGUUGGAGUACCUGGAGUGGAUGGGGCCGGACAAUGGAGAUGUCAAUGCCAAGAGCAAGAGAGGUGGGACAGACUCCCGGGUGUACGCCACCCAGCAUUCCCCACAGACCUGCCCUGUGCAAGACUACAAGGAGUACGCCCAGAGGCGGCCUCCAGCCAUGCGCUACGAGGACGCACCUUUUUACCUGUCCAUCAAACCCGUCGUCAACUUGGCUGCUCUUCACUGGUACAAUGGCCAAGCCCUGGGGAAAAACAAGCUUGCCAAGAUGGUAAAGACGAUGUGUGAGAAAGGCAACAUCCCUGGCCGGAAGACUAACUUCAGUGUCUACCAGAGCUGUAGCACCCUCUCAGAAGCGCAGAGCAACCAGCUGGUGCUCAUCUGCAAUAACUUGAGCCAGCAUAGGAAAAGCCACUCCAAUACUGGCAACUUCAUAGUGUCAGCAUCCUAUGACUCUUCAUCUGACACGGCUUGAAAGAGGGAUAUCACCUGAACACUUUUUUCUUUUCCUUUUUGUUUCAAGCGUUGAAUUUGUGCCCAAUAAUACACAUCAACUGUGAUUGUACACUACUCCCCCAUAGCCCUCUCUCCAGUGUUAAUUCACUUUAUAAAAAUAUAUAAAUAUAUAAUAUAUUUUUCUUUUUACAAAUAAGUCAAUAGAAAUAGUUUAGUAUUACUAACAUAGUAUUUAUAGUGUUAAUACAAAAAUGAAAGGUACUUAUGGGUUAUAAUAUAAAUGCAGAUUUUAAAAGGACAAAAAUGGUUCUCAGGCAACACAAGAUAGACUGGAAAUACCAUUUCUAACAUGCACACAUCAGUAAGUGUAUAUCCCCAGGGAGGCUUAUGUAGCAAUUCUAUUUUAAAGCAUUUUUUCAACUUAUUUUAACAUCACCUCUCAGAGUGGAGCAGACAAACUUAUCACUGGCUGCUGCUUCUUACCUGCUGGCUUAUUCUUGA
Messenger RNA from Cariama cristata (Red-legged seriema), 2045 nucleotides. RefSeq lists its product as uncharacterized. The transcript has 4 exons. Bases 1 to 1563 code for a protein of 520 amino acids. The record is from RefSeq and is a predicted model, not a curated record. NCBI's taxonomy places the organism in Eukaryota, Metazoa, Chordata, Aves, Cariamiformes, Cariamidae.